Culicoides brevitarsis is the source of this 3189-nucleotide messenger RNA. RefSeq names its product dynein axonemal intermediate chain 7 homolog. The coding region runs from base 1 to 3189 and encodes 1062 amino acids. NCBI's taxonomy places the organism in Eukaryota, Metazoa, Arthropoda, Insecta, Diptera, Ceratopogonidae. The transcript has 7 exons. Gene Ontology annotation, molecular function: beta-tubulin binding; microtubule binding. The record is from RefSeq and is a predicted model, not a curated record.
AUGCAACAAGUGUCGAAUGCGCCCCUGUUGAAUGUUACUUGUUGCACUUCUUGCCGACCUUAUCAGAAGCAUCAACAACUUUUGAAGCCGCCAAAGAAGAAAUUGUCGAAAAAAGAGAAAGCUCGUCUCGAGGCUGAGGCAGCCGAAUCUGCUCGCCUUGAGAUGGAACGCGAACGCUUGCGAAAGAUUGAAGAGGAAAAAGAUCGUCAAGUGCGUGAAAAAAGAGAAGCUGAAAAGCGUCAAUACCAAGAAGUCAUUGAGCAUAAGCAACGAAAGCAGCAAUUAAAGGACAGUAUUGAGUAUUUGCUGAAAUUGAAGCAACAAUGUAAGGAAAUUCGUCGUCAGGAGAAAACAGAAAGAGAGUGGACUCAAUUUAUGCGUUGCACGGGACAACCAAACACUUCUGACCCAUGUGACUUGCGGCAGUACAUUUUUAUGUGGAAACAAGCGAUGGAAAAGCGAGAAAAGCAGGAAAUGAAUUGGUUGCUGCACACAAAUGCUCAAAGUGUCUUGACGCAAGAUCAAACGAUCCCAAAUAUGUCGUAUGAGUUUCUGCGAUCGAAGCAACCGAUUUUGGGAGAUUAUUACGCGCAACGUUUAACGGAAGUUUUGGGCAUUUUGAAAGAACUUGACAUUACAAUAACGGAAGAAGAGUUGUCUGAUCGAAUUAUGCAGGAAUUACAUGAGUUACAAGCCACAUUGAGAUUAAUGGUGUCGGAUUUUUUGAAUGAUUUUUCGUAUAAGAUUUUAUUGAACGUCAAAAGAGACAUGGAUCUUGAAGGCUUAAAUGUCGCUCAACAUAAAUACAACUCGGUUCACUUCAAAAAUCAAAUUUAUACGACGAUUGACAUGCCGCAACCCAUUAUCUUGAAUCCCAAAGAAAAAGCAGCACAUGAUGGAAAACACAUCGAAAUAAAUUUCGUUGAUAUCGGAGUGGAAGUUGUGCUGCCUCCAAUUAUAAAAUGUCACUAUUCAGCAAUACGAGCUUUAUGGGUGGAUUUUGAUCAUUACAGUGAUUAUUGCAUGACGAUUGAUUUGCCGUAUGUAGUGGAUUUCAGUAAGAAUAUUCGUCAAACGACAAAAGGAGAGUGGAAAAAACGCAAAGAAGUGUUAAAGAUGGUGCUUGAGGAAAUAUUAUCUGACAAGCCGGCACCUGAAGAGAACCCUGAUGAUCCGGAAGCAAGUGUGGCUCCACGCGAUUUAGAUGUCGACAAGAUAUUCACAGAUUAUGAGGAUGAAAUUCGUCGCGAAGAACGCAGGAAAAAGGGUCCAGAGAGUCUAAAAUUAAAAGAAACCGAAGUUAAUCUCCGAAGUCAUCGAAUAACGGGCGGAGUGUAUCACUUUGACUAUGUCGAGCAACCGCAACAACAUGUAAAGCUAGGUCCAAAAGCAUAUCUGCGUACAUUGCCACAGCCAGCAAAGCUGGUCAUGAAGGAUUGGCAUCAAUUCUAUGUUCCUCCCCCAGUACCAGAGCCUGGCGUUCGUCGUUUACCCGAAGAAAUUGAAGCAGAACUGAAAAUGGUCGAAGAAAAUUUUGAUAAACUUUGUCUCGUAACGCUUCAAUUACCGGAAACGAUCUUUUGGUUCGAACCUCCAAUCGUUUGUCGCUGGGAACCGAUUACUUCAAACGACGAUUUGCUAAAGCGACAAGAAACGCGAUUCCGAAGAAAGAAACAACCACCUGUGAAAGUCGUGGAGGACUUUAAUUUGUUGGAAGUUCCGUGUAAUAACCAAUUGCAAACACUCAUCGCUCAAUUUGUCAUUCCAAAGAUCCCAGAUGGGUAUGGUGUGAAAAUAAAUCGAUUGGAUCCGGAAACGUUGAAAAACGCCAAUGGAACAUCGCCUGUUUUGCAAGAUGUCGAAAUCAGUCCACAACUGAGUAACUUGAUCUAUGAAACACGUUCGCCAUCGUUUUUACAUCCUGGUUGUGGUACGAAGCGAAUUCUGCAAGUUGUUUCGUCCAAAGGCUAUUCCGAGUAUUCCGAGUCGUUCAAUAACGAAGGCAGCGAUACUUCCGAGCUAAAAGAGCAGGAACCUAUAAAGGAAGAAGUUCAGGAAAAUGUUUACAUGUUUUCAAAAUUCAUGCAAGAUUUGGAUGAAUUGAUCGAAAGUAAGCGUCCAAUUUUUCAACGAAAAAUCGAGUUUGAAGAAGUUGAGCCAGAAGCAGAGCCCGAAGAGGAAGAAGAAGAAAAACCGCCAGAAUUGUCGGAAGCGGAAUUGGCCCUCUUGAAAUUGGGUGGUGAUUUGGAUUUUAAUGCAGCACUUUUGAUGGGAGGAGGUGCAGGAAGUCAUUUAUUUCAGAAAAAAGAAGAAGAAAAGGAACCUGAUCCAGAGUCUGAAGAAGAUAGCGAAGACGAUUAUGACGAACUUGUUGAAGAUCAACCUCGUAAAGUUUUUCGAAGCAAGAAAAUUCGUGGUCGAUGGAUCACAGAUGACAUUCACGACAUAAAAUACAACGAAGAUAAGUUGCAAAUGCAAUUCAGAAUUGGAAAAUUGGGAGUAUAUGCGAUGGCUUCUCCUCGUUAUAGCAACAUUCCCUUUCAAGGAUGGGAUAUUAAACCAGAUUUGAAGAAUCCUGGCACGUUAAUAUUUUCGAUAACUGCUUCUAUCAUGACUGCUGAAUUUUCACUCAGUCCCGAAGGAGUCAAAUUGAAUGCCAUUCAAGGUGGAGCAACUAAUGCAUUACAAGACCACAUGAAUACUUGGUUUUCCAUUCGUCAAAUGAUCAAAGUUAUGCGUGAUGUGUCGGCAGAUAUUUUCCCGGACGAUGACGCUUUCUACUAUGUGGAUGGCUCCUGCGAGAAAAACUCUUCGAUGGAGUAUCACUUGUACAAUUGCAUGGGUACCAUGAUCGCUACCCAUAACUUUGCCUGGUCUCGCUGGAACACGCAUGUCGGAAGUCGAACUUGUGUCAUUUUGAUGCGUGAAAUUAUCGAGCAUCGCAAAAUUCCGCAUUUUUCGACGGUGCACGUAACACCGCUCAAGGCGUGCGUGGUUGACUGUACGGAAGUUGGUGCGGCAUUUUCUUCGCAACCUGUCGCUGGAAUGGAAUAUUACGCGGACUUGCAUCAACUGAACCAAGCGAUCACUCAACCUGCGUUAUUGGAGAAGCAAGAAAAAGUUGAUCCACGCUUGCGGGAUAAUUUUAUACUUUGGUUUAAGUCUAUUCGACCACUUAGUUUCUCAUAA